Molecule: messenger RNA, 1329 nt
Organism: Stegodyphus dumicola
Lineage: Eukaryota; Metazoa; Arthropoda; Arachnida; Araneae; Eresidae
Source: RefSeq, a predicted model, not a curated record
AACAUCAAGACCAAGACUCACCAAAUAAGCCAAAAUCUCCGCAGAAUGCACGGCACAAACUGGGGUCUCAACCCACACAUAACAAAGAUUCUACUCCAAACAGUCAUCACCAAAAUUGUAACAUACGGAGCAGCAAUCUGGGCCCUACCUAUGACAGAAAGAAAAAAGAAGAUUCUAACCACCAUACAACGCCAAUUCACCCUGAACAUAACACGAGCAUUCCAAACAGCACCAAACUCGGCACUGGACAUCUUGGCAGGUACAACUCCACUCCAUCUAGAAGCAACAUAUGAGGCAAUAUACUCCACCAUCUCCCAACUCCAAGAUCCUAUAACGCAUGAAGACAUCAGCUAUGAUCCACAAGAAUACGAAACCAAACCUCCACCAUAUAACAGACAUCCAGCUACCCCACAUACAAGAAUAAAAUUCACUCCCAUCACCAAUAGUCAACAACGGAACAAUACCUCAACAAUAGCCUACACAGACGGCUCGAAAAUAGACGACAAGGUUGGCUGCGGUGUCUACAUCCCCAUCCAAAACAACAUCGCAGAAGAUAUUAAAUGGAAAGGCUUCCUGAAAAACAAUAACACAGUAUUCCAAGCAGAACUGGCAGCCAUAAAAUAUGCAAUAGCAAUAGCCUCUGAAAACAACAUCAGCAACCUCCUUAUCAAAACCGAUAGCCAAGCCGCCCUUCUAGCAAUAAAAGACCCAAACAAUAGAUCUCCAAUAGCCUUCCAAAUCAACCAAGACUCCAUCUCCUCUCCAAUAAACAGCAUCACCAUCGAAUGGAUUAAAGGCCAUAACCAAAUAGAAGGAAAUGACAUCGCAGACAACCUUGCCAAAGAAGCUGCCCUUAACCAAGAAUCAUUCCCUGUCAAUGCCAAGCUUCCCACAUCAUACCUUAAGAACAAAAUUAAACAGCAAAUCCUCAAUAUCUGGCAAAGAGAGUGGGACAAUACAACAACCGGCAGACGCACACACGAAAUCUUCCCUACCUGCAACAACGAAACCAAAAGCACAACAGCAUCCCUCACCAGCUUUCUCACAGAACAUGGACCAUACCCCACAUACUUUUACAAAAGAAACCUCUCCAACACAGAGAUGUGCAUCUGCGGAGAAACCGGAAACGCCGAUCACUACCACUUCUCAUGUGCACUAACCCAAGAACUCCAUAUACGAAGUCCCUCAACAAUAACCACAGCCUUCAAAAGAAUGAUCGUCAAACUCCCUCACCUCAUCACCGCCUUCAACAAGCUACACAACAAACUCAACAACAUGGGACUGGAUCUAUGCUCUGUGUCUCCUUCACCAUCAGCAAUAUCCAGGUAA